Molecule: messenger RNA, 571 nt
Organism: Priapulus caudatus
Lineage: Eukaryota; Metazoa; Priapulida; Priapulimorpha; Priapulimorphida; Priapulidae
Exons: 4
Coding region: 121-516 (131 amino acids)
Source: RefSeq, a predicted model, not a curated record
AGACCUCGCUUGACCGCGUGCACAUAUAUAUAGCAGACGAGAAGCGAGAGUCAGAAUCACAAGUUCCCGGACCUCGAUCACGAUCGACAAACUCGAGAAGGUAAAUACACACAGCAAAUCAUGAAGCUCUGUAUUGCGAUAUUUGUGACGGUGUUCGUUGCUACGGGAAUCCGCUAUGGGUCUACAGCGUUCACGCCAGCAUUGAUGGAGAAGGUGAUUACAUGUCGGGGCGAUGCGACAGACGUGACGCUCAUGUUUGACUCGGGUUUCAAUGGUGAGGUAUUCACGACGGGAUUCCACACCGACAGCAGAUGUCGGGCCAGAGGGACAGGAACGGAAUCUCUCACGCUACAGAUCGACUACAACGAAUGCGGAGUCUUCCAAAACACCGCCGACCAAACGUACAUGGUAUUUGUCAACGUCGCACAACGCCAAAACCUGAUCAAGGCCGACGACCAGGCGUUCCUUGUCACCUGUCACUACGACAUUGACAUGUCGGUGGACAAUCAGCGCUAAUGAGUUAGAGGGUGGCGACAGCUGUCCACCGCCCUCGUGCACAACACGCCUCCGC